This is a messenger RNA of Daucus carota subsp. sativus, 3400 nucleotides long. Its product is annotated as lysine-specific demethylase JMJ29. NCBI's taxonomy places the organism in Eukaryota, Viridiplantae, Streptophyta, Magnoliopsida, Apiales, Apiaceae. Gene Ontology annotation, cellular component: chromatin; histone deacetylase complex. Gene Ontology annotation, molecular function: chromatin DNA binding; histone H3K9 demethylase activity; transcription coregulator activity. Gene Ontology annotation, biological process: regulation of transcription by RNA polymerase II. The record is from RefSeq and is a predicted model, not a curated record. The coding region runs from base 144 to 3179 and encodes 1011 amino acids. The transcript has 13 exons.
UCUCGGCCUCUCUAGCCCACUUUAUUCUCUCUCGCUCUCAAUUUCCCAUUUUUUUCCUAGUUUACACUCAUAUAUCUAUAAUUCAACUAUACACACAGAUUUUCGAGCUAAACAAUAAUCUCAGAGGCACGGUUGUUGAUGAGAUGGCACUGCUCAUAGAUAAACGAGAGAGUAUGAGCCGGUACAUGAAAAGUGCAAAACAAAAGGCGUCAACUGAUGUGUCAAGUAUUGCACGAAAAAGAAAAAGUCGAGGACUUGCAGAAUUUGAAGAAGUAAUGACGGAGAAAAAUGUGGAGUCAUCUCCAGAAAGGAGCAAAAGUUUAGUAAAGGAGGAAAGAAUAGUGGGAAAAAUUAAGGGUUUUCACCGUGGAAGAGCACCAUUGGCUCAUAGGAUCGCCUUGGAAAAAGAAAAAAUCAUGGAAGUUGAAUCAUUUAGUGACUGCUGUGAAGAUGAAGAAAGAGGAGGCGUCGAUUGUUCUAUAGGCAAGGAUAUAAAUAAAAUGAAUGAACUCGAUAAUGUGGGUGAUAGGAGGAGGACAGAAAGGCGUCAGGCUACAUGGAACAAGAAGAUCUUUGACGAUGGCUUUUUCUAUGGUUAUUGGACAGAAAGUGAAGAUGAUGAGAUCCCCACUUCUGCAAAGAUGAAAAAGAAAGAAAUUAGAUGUUCAAAUGAAAUUAAGAUGAAAAAAAUUGGUGACCCUGAGGAGAUUAAGGUUAGAAGUUUUAGUGAUGCAAGUGGGGUCAAGACAAAAAGACUUCCAAAAGAGACCACAAGUAAAAGUGUUGAGCCUAGGAAAUCUUCUCUUUACAAUCCAUCUUCUUUGUUCCGCAAUUCGUGUUUUUCAAAUUCUACAUCCAAAAUUGAGAUGAACGACAUGAAAACAAAUAUAGCCAACAAAAAGGGCCAGGCUUGCUUACCAUCGUGUCACCAAUGUAUGAGACCAGGGAGAAGGAUUGUUGUACCUUGCCAGAGAUGCAGGGGAAAAUUCUACUGUAUUCAAUGUAUAAAACUUUGGUAUCCUCGAUUGUCAGAAGAAGAAAUCGCAGAGGAGUGCCCAUUUUGCCGUGGAAACUGCAAUUGCAACAUGUGCUUACACUCAAGUGGCACGUUAAAGAUGUUAAAGAGAUGUCCCCCCGAUCGGGAGAAGUUGCAACAUAUUCAGUACUUGAUCAAUGCACUUCUUCCAGUCAUAAAGCAGAUUCGUCAGGAUCAAGAUAGUGAGAUAACGUUAGAGUCCGUUUCCAAAGGAAUUCUAGCAUCCUCUGUUAAACCAGAGCAGGUCAAUUUUCACAAUGAGGAGCGUGUCUAUUGCAACCAAUGCGCAACUUCAAUUGUUGAUCUCCACCGAAGUUGCCCCAAGUGCUCGUUUGAGCUUUGCCUUCAAUGUUGCUGGGAAAUACGCAGUGGUCGGCUUUUGGGGGAACAGAGCAAAGUGAGGUUCAAAUAUGUGAAUAAAGGCAAUAAUUAUAUCCAUGGCGGUGACCCACAACCAGAAUCUACUUCUGUGAAUACUUCAAAGAGUCGAACCCAGAAACUUAGUGUGUGGUUCGCGGAAGAAGAUGGGAGUAUUACUUGUCCUCCAAAAGAUAUGGGAGGAUGUGGCAGUUGUCCAUUGGAGCUCAAGCGGCUCCUUCCAGAAGACUGCAUAUCUAGUCUGGAAAGAAGGGCAGAACUGAUAAUAAGUAUACAUGGAAUAUGUAAAGAUCCAUCCAAUGCAGUUUGUAGUAAAACUGACGGUGAGGACUUAUGCACAGCAGCUAUGAGACAUGGAUCUGAUGACAACUUCUUGUACUGUCCAGCUGCAAGAGAUGUCCAGAAAGAAGAACAGCUGUUGCACUUCCGUAGCCACUGGGCUUUAGGUGAACCAAUCAUUGUUCGUAAUGUCUUGGAACAGACUUCUGGCUUAAGUUGGGAACCUAUGGUUAUGUGGCGUGCACUAUGUGAAAAUUUGGAAUCCAAAAUGAGUCUGGAUAUGUCUAAAGUGAAGGCUAUCGACUGUCUUGCUGGUUGUGAGGUUGAGAUUAAUACUCGCGAGUUUUUUAAAGGUUAUAUAGAAGGAAGAACCUAUGAAAAUUUGUGGCCUGAGAUGCUCAAACUAAAGGACUGGCCUCCAUCAAAUAAGUUCGAAGAUCUAUUGCCUCGUCACUGUGACGAAUUUAUUAGUGCAUUGCCCUUCAAAGAAUACACAGAUCCUAGGGAUGGUUUUCUCAAUCUUGCUGUAAAGUUGCCACCUAAUGUCCUUAAACCUGAUUUGGGUCCAAAGACAUACAUUGCUUAUGGUAUUGCUGAGGAACUUGGGCGAGGGGAUUCAGUAACUAAGCUUCAUUGUGAUAUGGCAGAUGCGGUAAAUAUAUUAACGCACACUGCUGAUAUAGAGUUAAGUGAUGAGCAAAGAUCUGCUAUGGAAACCUUAAAAGAUGUCCACAGAGCACAAGAUGAACGAGAAUGUGUUCAGAGAGAGGACAGCAUAUUCAAACAAAGUAGUUGCAUCAUUGCAAAUGCACAUGACUAUAUACUUCCAGCAAAACAACACAAGAACAGUGCAGAUGUUAGUCCUUCAAUAAAUGACCUGGGAGUGUCAAAUGAAGUGAACAAUCAAAGAAAGAUUCUCUCUGAGAUUAGUUAUGUAAAUGGAACUUCGACUGAAAUGAAUAAUUCUGGGGUUCAUUCUCUUGCUCUUCAAUCACCUGAAGAAAACUCAACUGAAGGUGGUGGAGCCCUUUGGGACAUUUUCCGAAGAGUUGAUGUACCAAAAUUAGAAGAGUAUCUAAUAAAACAUUCUAAAGAAUUUAGACAUACUUACUGCUGUCCUGUUGACCAAGUUUAUCAUCCGAUUCAUGACCAGUCCUUUUACUUGACUUUGGAGCAUAAAAGGAAGUUGAAGAAUGAAUAUGGAAUAGAGCCCUGGACUUUUGUGCAAAAGCUUGGUGAUGCAGUGUUUAUUCCAGCAGGAUGCCCGCAUCAAGUGCGCAAUCUCAAGUCAUGUACGAAGGUGGCUAUGGACUUUGUAUCUCCAGAAAAUGUUCAUGAAUGUCUUCGCAUAACUAAUGAAUUUCGCAAACUGCCAAAGGGCCACAAGGUCAAGGAAGACAAACUUGAGAUUAAGAAAAUGGUUCUCCAUGCCAUUAACCAUGCUGUAAAAGAUUUCGAGGACUUGAUAUCAUCGCUGAACCGGUGACAUAGAUAUGUAUCAACUUAUCAUAUCCAUGUUUCUUUUUUGUUUGAUAAGCACAAGGGAAAAUUUUGAACAUAAUUUUGUAAUAGGUUUUGGCCUCUUACUCCUAGUGUACUCUCCUGGCCCUUCAAGGGGUAUCUAAUAUCUUUCAAUGAUGGGAACUCGGAACACAGGAACAUGGCCCGCGAAGCAAAUACACAGAAAUACAUAUCAUUGUUAGCCUC